CUACUCUGCUGCGUUGAGUAUAAAACGAAUGCGAAAUCAUUUUUAUCAAUCAUUAAUACAGAGUUUGUCGCUACACUUCUAACUACAAUAAACUACAAUGAUUGCUCGUUUGUCUCUAUUUGUGCUCAUAGUUGUGCUCAGCACUGCAGUUGCGCAGAAAAAAGCUCGUCUGUCCAACUACUGCAGCUUUCCGCCGUGCUGUAAAGACAAGAAAAUAAAGCCACCCUACACAGCCGCAGAGAAAAAAUCUUGUCCCGGAAAAACGGAAUGCACGGACUACAACGGAUGCGCAUAUCAAGGAGACUUUUCAUUUUGCGGCGAAAAUAAAUCGCACGACUAUGUCGUCAACACGAACAUCGUGUCAUUCUUCUCGACGCACGGUGACAUUGGCAAAUAUAAAAAGAAAACUCUGCGAAUCACCCAAGGAUCGAAAACAAUUGAAGCCAUCGUUUGUGACACUUGUUCGGACAGUGACUGCAAAGGGUGCUGCACGAAAAAUGCGGGAAAGAGUGGCUACUUGAUCGAUAUGGAGUCGAAUACGUAUGCUCGAUUCGGUGGUUCUGAUGGUGAAGUUACGUGGAGCUGUGUGAAUUGUUAGUGGAGUGAGGGCAGAAAAUUACCUUUGUAACAAUUUUUGGAAUGCAAUAAAAGCAGUGAACAUAAGUUAGUA
Bradysia coprophila is the source of this 670-nucleotide messenger RNA. RefSeq lists its product as uncharacterized. The record is from RefSeq and is a predicted model, not a curated record. Lineage: Eukaryota; Metazoa; Arthropoda; Insecta; Diptera; Sciaridae.